This is a messenger RNA of Tilletiopsis washingtonensis, 1529 nucleotides long. RefSeq lists its product as hypothetical. The coding region runs from base 195 to 1508 and encodes 437 amino acids. NCBI's taxonomy places the organism in Eukaryota, Fungi, Basidiomycota, Exobasidiomycetes, Entylomatales. The transcript is spliced from 4 exons. The record is from RefSeq and is a predicted model, not a curated record. Gene Ontology annotation, molecular function: metal ion binding; ATP binding.
UGUCAGACGCAUCCAACGCCCGGCCGCCGCACGGCGCACUUGCGUGCGUCGUGCUCGCGCUUCUCUCGCUCGCGCUUGCACCGCUCUCGCUGGCCUUCGCACUCGUCGGCGCGUCCGCGGCCCGGCUGGGCGGCGGAGGCCCGGCGCUGCCCAAGGGCGACAAGCGGCCCACGGCGCUGGUGAAUGGCGGCCGCAUGCAAAAGUCGCUCUACGUCGUCCGGGCACUGGCGGCGCAGGGCUACCGCGUGGUGCUCGUCGAGGAGAGGGGCUGGAAUCUGUGCGCCACGCGCUUCUCCAACGCCGUGCAAUGCUUCCACCCCGUGCCCGGCGGCGGCGGGCGAGAGUACGUCGAUGCGCUCGUGGCCAUUGCGCUGAGCGAGAAGGUGUCGCUCUUCGUGCCGUGCAGCGGCGCCGGCACGACGGUCGACGAUGCACAGGCAGCAGACCUGAUGCGUGAGAAGAGCGGAGGGCGCAUCCGCACGCUCAUCCAAGACGCCGAGCUGGCUGCGACGCUACACGAGAAGGACCGCUUCAUCGACCUCGUGCACGAGCUUGACCUCGCUGCGCCCGAGUCGCGCAUCGUGCGCAGCCCCGAGGCGGCCUUGGAGUACCUGCGUGCGCAAGAUCUCUCCAAGGGCGGCGUGCUGCUCAAGGCGGCCACCGUGCUGGACGACGUCGGCCGCGCAGACAUGACGACGUACCCUCUGCUUUCGCCCUCCGGCCAGCCCGACUGGUCCGCGACGGAGAAGCGCCUGCGACGCGGCCUUGCCAUUCCGAUCGCCAAGGACACGCCGUACAUCGCUCAGGAGUUCAUUGGAGGUAUCGGCGCCAGCGAGUGGUGCACGCACGCCACGGUGUGGGAGGGCGAGGUCGUGGCGUUCGUCUGCUGCCCCAGUAACGACAUGCUCAUGACGUACCACAACGCGACGCAGACCGAGAUCGGCCGUCUUGCGCUCGCCUGGACACGCACCUUUCUCGAGCGCCUGGCCAAGCACCCGCAGUGGACACACGCACGCCUCAACGGCCAGUUCUCGCUCGACUUCAUCCACCAGCCCGCAAGCGAGCGCCUCGUCGUGAUCGAGUGCAACCCGCGCGUGCACACGGCCGUGUGUCUGCUGCAGGGCUCAUCCGCAGCGUUCGGUGCGGCGCUGGCUGGCCGCUCCGAGAAGAUCGUCUUGCCAGGCUCGCGCGUGACUGCCAUCAGCUGGCUGGGGCACGACCUGAUCGCACGGAUCCUGCCUCGUGUCCUGCCAGCCGGCUACGGCCGCUCGCUGUACGGCGCAGCAUUUGUGUCCAACAGCGCACAAGCAGACGCCAAGGAUCUCGACGUGCCGUCCUACAACCUCGAGCAGGUCGGCCGCGACGGCGCAUGGCUCGCGAGCGACCCCAUCGCCUUCCUCGCCUUCUACCACCUGCAGUGGCCGUGGCUGCUCCUGAGGCAGGCGGUCGUGCGCCGCCGCUCCUGGUCACGCCUCAAUCUGAGCACUGCCCGAAUCUUCGAAUGCUGAAACGCAAUGCCACAUGUAUGG